GUGUGCGAGAGAUUUGGGAUGACUUGUUCUCUGUGUGCGGCGGGCAUGCACGAGCACAGUUGACUCGAUCCCGUUCACGAAAAGGUAAACUAUAAAAAAUCAGACGGCGAAUUGAUACUAAAAUGGCGGUGGAUAAUGCGUCGUAUCUGAUGCAGUUUGUGGACGAAACCUCGUUUUACAAUCGCAUUGUUCUGAGUCACCUCUUGCCGGCGAGCCUGUGGGAGCCUUUGCCGCAUUUCCUCCAGACAUGGCUCAGGAACUACCUCGCCGGAAACUUGCUUUACUUCAUCUCAGGCUUUCUCUGGUGCUUCUACAUUUAUCACCUCAAACUCAACGUUUAUCUCCCUCAAGAUGCGAUUCCGACAAGAAAGGCUAUGCUUUUGCAAAUCCACGUGGCAAUGAAGGCGAUGCCUUGUUACACUCUGCUUCCAACCGUCUCUGAGUAUAUGAUCGAAAGUGGUUGGACCAGAUGUUACUCUAGAAUAGGCGAACUCAGCUGGAUCCUCUACUUUGUUUCUAUCGCGACAUAUCUUGUUUUAGUUGAGUUUGGUAUUUAUUGGAUGCACAGAGAGCUUCAUGACAUUAAGCCUCUUUAUAAGCAUCUCCACGCCACCCAUCAUAUCUACAACAAGCAGAACACUCUUUCUCCCUUUGCCGGGCUUGCGUUUCACCCAGUAGAUGGGAUACUUCAGGCUUUACCGCAUGUGAUAGCUCUGUUUAUAGUGCCGAUUCAUUUCACAACCCAUCUAGGUCUUCUGUUCAUGGAAGCGAUAUGGACAGCGAACAUUCAUGACUGUAUUCACGGUAACAUUUGGCCUGUAAUGGGUGCAGGGUACCAUACCAUACACCACACUACUUACAAGCAUAACUAUGGUCACUAUACCAUAUGGAUGGAUUGGAUGUUUGGCUCUCUUAAGGACCCUCUUUUAGAAGAUGUUGACAACAGAGACAUCUCCAAGAAAGCUGAGUGAGAAUGCCCUUUUGUUUUGUCUUUCUUUUACAACCCUUUUUUUACUUUCUUCUUCAUGUGUCUCAGUCUUUCCAAUUAUUUUGUGUCGAACCAUUUACUGCACAUUUGCUGUCUAAACGUUCUUCUUUCUU
This is a messenger RNA of Brassica oleracea var. oleracea, 1101 nucleotides long. Its product is annotated as delta(7)-sterol-C5(6)-desaturase 1-like. NCBI's taxonomy places the organism in Eukaryota, Viridiplantae, Streptophyta, Magnoliopsida, Brassicales, Brassicaceae. Bases 123 to 971 code for a protein of 282 amino acids. Gene Ontology annotation, biological process: lipid biosynthetic process. The record is from RefSeq and is a predicted model, not a curated record. Gene Ontology annotation, molecular function: iron ion binding; oxidoreductase activity. The transcript has 3 exons.